AUGUCUUCUAGCGCGCGUUUCGACAUUGCUCAGUACGGGCCAGGCAAGCAACUGGACCUCAAGAAAUAUUCACCUGCGAAUCCCCAUGGCCUCUCACGAUACCCUGCAAUGCCCCCACCACCAUUAUAUCACCUUCGUGGCUUCAAUCCCGAUUCGGAGACCCAAGUGAAGCUCGAGAUUCUCGAAUCACUCUCUGGCGGUAUUGACGGAAGAGCGCAGGUCCUUCUCUGCAAGGUCAUCAAGCCACCCCCUGCUUCCUCGACUGUCAACGUUGGGGAGGGCGACUACGAGCCUGUCCCAGGCCCAGGCACUCGAAUCGUGGCCAAGGUGUAUGAUUCCAGGUUCUGGCCGAGCGACUAUGGUGCGCCGAUCAGCAAUCACAAACUGGCCGACAGCGAUCUCUGCUGUGAGAGUUACGCUUACAAGUACCUCUACCAGAAGAAGUUGACAGGCUAUCCGCAUCUUACGGCGCAGUACUACGGCACCUGGGCUGUGACGCUCCCCCGUGGCAAGAACAAAUCCAUGUCCGUCGGCCUGAUACUCAUGGAGCACAUUGUCGGAUAUUCCAUUGACGAGCUGUGCGGCCGUGAUAAGUACGAGCAACUGGUCCCGGAUGUCAGCGCACCCAUCAUCUUCCACGAGUCGGACCAGGCCAAGGAUGGUGAGGUGUGCUUGGAGCUCACCAAAGAAAACCGCAUGGAGGUCCUCAAGCAGUUCAUCGACGGCUGCGUCAGGCAUAUGCACGUGGGCAUUGCACACAAUGAUGCCGAGCCUCACAACGUCUUCAUCACCAUGCGCAACGGAAUCGAUGAUCUCGACAAGCCACGGACAGUCAUGCUCGACCAUAUCUUGACCGAAGUGUGGUCUAUGACCGCAGAUGCACGAAAGCCAGGCUACGAAACACACUGUCUCGAGAUGUCUAGCAAGCCGCCUCAUCCAAUGGAGCGGUACAGCGUCAAAGCGCUGCCCAACUUCGCCGGCUGGUACCCUAGCCACUGGGUAAAGCCGGGAAACCACAAGCUGUUUGACCAGUGGCUCAUUGAGGCCUUUGGCCCUCUGGAGGACAGCGAUGAGUCUCCGUAUUGCACAUUUGCCGUGGUACGCGAGUGCAUCAAAGAGAAGAAGGCUGCCAACGCCCGGAUGGUCGAGAACAUCAAGAAGGCAGAGGACGACAAGAAGGCAGAGGACGACAAGAAGGAGGCCGCUGAGAAAACGACCCAGCAGACGUACAACCCAAACCCGGACUUCAUUCAUUUCCCAGCUCGUUUCGUGGGUUCUUCCAGAGCGCCGCAUUUCUUCGACGACCACGCAUCUGUCUUUCAAUUCACGACCAGGAGCGGUCACCCCCUUCCUCCACCCACUAACUGGGUCGGCAAAUGGCCUCCUGCUUACACCACGAAGGUCUUCUGGGGUGCCGAAAACCCGCAGGCCGAGGGUGGUGAGGACACCCCAGAACAGGACCCACGUGUUAGCUUGCCGUACCGACAGGCAUCUGAUCAUCGACCCGUGGCUACCGUGAAGCCCAACACCGAUCGCGACGACCCUCAGCGACAUGAGCAGAAGGACGCCGAGGCGAAGAAGACGAAGUAG
Colletotrichum destructivum is the source of this 1590-nucleotide messenger RNA. RefSeq lists its product as uncharacterized. The record is from RefSeq and is a predicted model, not a curated record. Lineage: Eukaryota; Fungi; Ascomycota; Sordariomycetes; Glomerellales; Glomerellaceae. The coding region runs from base 1 to 1590 and encodes 529 amino acids. The transcript has a single exon.